Rhodofomes roseus is the source of this 1460-nucleotide messenger RNA. RefSeq lists its product as uncharacterized. The transcript has 11 exons. NCBI's taxonomy places the organism in Eukaryota, Fungi, Basidiomycota, Agaricomycetes, Polyporales, Fomitopsidaceae. The coding region runs from base 19 to 1113 and encodes 364 amino acids. The record is from RefSeq and is a predicted model, not a curated record.
CUCGCGUCGAUACACCACAUGGCUCGAUGGAUCCUCGUCAUCUCCAUUCUGGUGUUCUGCUGUGCAGAGGCCUUUGCUUCGAAUGCGCCUACGUGCUACAGCGGCAGUGAUACCCUUCAGUGGUAUACUAAUGCAAUCGGAGAGACUCCAUGUGCAACAUACCAGCGACUGAGGCAAAUAUGUAACAGCGACUACACAACCCCAACAUGGGCCAUCGACACCCCUACAGAUCAGUGUGACGACCCACUGAACACUUGCUGCUGCAACUCCAUCGCGUGGUCGAUACGGAUGCUGUGCAUCAACUGCGAAUGGGAUGAGUUCGGCGUGAACGAUCCUGGACACAGUGGCGUCGCGGGAAAUUUCUACCAAUAUCGAUGGAGUACAGGUGUGCCAAACAAUGGCGUGUAUUGCGGGGAUGGGUACAACCAGACAUUACCAGACACCCUUCAGCAAGCGGUUUGUGACAGAGGAAUCCAUGUCGGCGAUUUCCUAUACAGUAUAUUCUGGCCCGAUGGUUCUUGGAACUUCACGGCCUUUGAGACCCUCGCCAAGGACAUUCUGGCAUCGCACAAUAAUCAGUCUCUUGAUUCGUGCACGGAAAAUUCGAGCACGGCUGCUGCUGUCACUUCAACUAUAACCUUGUUGAGCACAGCCCCUGCUCAAUUGAAUGCGGUUGCGAAGGUCGACACUGCCGCAGUGGUCGGUGGCUCUCUUGGUGGUGCACUCGGGCUCGUACUCCUCGGUGCCAUCAUAACGACUCUCUACGUCAAGCGACGCCAUCUGCAGCAUUCCCGUCCGGUGGUCGCGGUCACGACACAAGGCGGGCCAUAUAGCCGAUCGCCGGCCAACCCUGGGAUGGAUAUGGGCACUCAUCUCGUUACACCUUUCCUCGGGCAAUCUUCACGUCGACCGCCGAGCGAGGAGACGCCUCAGUGCAGUCCAUUACCCGGUGCGCCGCACAGCGGAACACAUUUGAUCUCGAAUGGCUUGUAUACACCGCCGUCAACCAACGUCGAUGCAUCGAAGGAUGUCAGGACCUACAGCAACACCACGAAUGAAUCAGUGCGAACACAGUUGCCUCCCGAGUAUCGUACCGUGUAUUCCUCUGAAUGAGCGCCGUCAGGACUGGCGGUUUCGUACCGUUCGGCGACUCCAAGGUGUAUCCGUAUGUAUGUGACACUUGCUACAACUCGCCUUCUAGUGCACCUAUCCCCCCUGUCGUUACAGUGGUUUCGGAAAGAAAAGUCCGUGUUCUUGUCGAUCAUUACCUCAACCCCCUUCGUUGGCUAGUAUAAGACCCUACUCAAGCUCUACUGCUGCUUCAGUCUCAGUAUGAAUGACAGGAGUAGCCCCAUACGCGCCCAUGAUGAUGACGCUACAUAUCGUAGACGAGCACGGUGUACCGUGAUGCUUGUGCAGUGGACACGGGUCAAUUAGCGCGACGAUUGCCACGGUAAUAU